AUGCAGCACUUCACCCUCGUUACGAUCUUUCUUGUACUUUCCCUCACCCUUCUUACUCCAUCUAAUGGAGGCUCCAUAGGUAUAAACUACGGUCGCAUAGCAAACAACCUCCCCUCCGCCAUGAAAGUAGUUCAUCUCCUCAAGUCACAAGGUCUAGACCGUGUCAAAGUCUAUGACACCGACCCUUCAGUUCUCCGAGCAUUAUCCGGAUCCAAAAUCAAAGUAACCGUUGAUCUCCCAAACCAGCAACUCUUCGCCGCCGCAAAAGCACCUUCCUUUGCUCUCUCAUGGGUCGAACGGAACGUCGUUGCUUACUACCCUCACACCCAAAUCGAAGCCAUUGCAGUUGGUAACGAAGUCUUCGUCGACCCCGCCAACACCACAAAGUUCCUCGUACCCGCCAUGAAAAACAUCUACAGAGCACUCCAAAAACAUAACCUCCACUCCGACAUUAAAGUUUCCUCCCCCAUCGCACUUUCCGCACUUGGUAACUCAUACCCUUCCUCAUCCGGGUCAUUCCGACCCGAGUUAAUCCAACCCGUUUUUAAACCCAUGCUAGAUUUCAUCCGCGAAACCGGUUCUUACCUUAUGGUAAAUGUUUACCCUUUUUUCGCUUAUGAAUCAAAUGCUGACGUCAUCCCUUUAGAUUAUGCCCUAUUUAGACAAAACCCGGGUCAGGUGGAUCCGGGUAACGGGUUAAGAUAUACGAAUCUCUUCGAUGCUCAAAUCGAUGCCGUUUUCGCUGCACUCACUGGUUUGAAAUACGACGAUGUGAACAUUGUCGUUUCAGAGACAGGCUGGCCUUCGAAAGGUGAUAGCAAUGAAGUGGGUGCGAGUGUAGAGAAUGCAGCUGCAUACAACGGGAAUCUCGUCCGUAAGAUCUUGACUGGAAGUGGGACCCCUUUGAGACCUAAAGCAGAUCUAACCGUUUAUUUAUUCGCGCUUUUCAAUGAAAAUCAGAAACCUGGACCCACUUCAGAGAGAAAUUUCGGUUUAUUUUACCCUAAUGAGAAGAAGGUUUACGACGUUCCUUUAACCGUGGAGGCGCUGAAGAAUUACCACGACAAUCCGUCACCGGUUUCUCCGGUUGCCGGUGGUGCGAAUCAACCUGCCCCGGCGGAGGGUGGUGGUAAUGGCGGUGUUUCGAAGAGUACCACCGGGAACACGUGGUGCGUUGCGAAUCCUUACGCGGAUAAAAGUAAGCUACAAGCCGCUUUAGAUUUUGCUUGCGGCGAAGGAGGUGCUGAUUGCCGUUCGAUUCAGCCUAAUUCCACGUGUUACAAUCCCAACACGUUGGUUUCGCACGCUUCGUUUGCGUUUAACAGUUAUUAUCAAAAACAAGCACGUGCGGGUGGGAGUUGCUAUUUCGGUGGUACGUCGUACGUGGUCACGCAAGAGCCCAAGUAUGGUGAUUGUGAAUAUCCCACUGGAUAUUAA
This is a messenger RNA of Lathyrus sativus (Indian pea), 1437 nucleotides long. The record is from the annotation of a GenBank genome assembly. Lineage: Eukaryota; Viridiplantae; Streptophyta; Magnoliopsida; Fabales; Fabaceae.